Molecule: messenger RNA, 1212 nt
Organism: Chanos chanos (milkfish)
Lineage: Eukaryota; Metazoa; Chordata; Actinopteri; Gonorynchiformes; Chanidae
Product: C-type lectin domain family 4 member M-like
Exons: 6
Coding region: 1-1212 (403 amino acids)
Source: RefSeq, a predicted model, not a curated record
AUGACGGAAGACAUAGACAAUCUACAAACCAUCUGCCACAAAGUGAUCAAUCAGAAAGACAAACUUCACAUGAACCACAACAAGUUGGCUGCAGAGAAGGAUCAGUUACAAGCCAGUUACACCAGUUUGGCCAAAGAGAGAGACCAGUUACAAACUAAUUAUGACAGCAUGAAAAGUCUGAGAGAUCAAUUACAAAUCAAUUACAACAGCCUGGCAGAGGAGAAAAAACAGUUACAAAUCAGUUAUGACAACAUUAAAACUCAAGAAAAUCUUUUACAAACCAAUUACAGCAAGCUAACGAAAGAGAGAGACCAGUUACAAACCAAUUACAACAACAUGACAAGUCAGAAAGACCAAUUACAAAUCAUCUACAACAACCUAGCAGAGGAGAAAAAACAGUUACAAAUUAGUUACGACAACAUGACAAGUCAGAGAGAUCAAUUACAAAUCAAUUACAACAACCUGGCAGAGGAGAAAAAACAGUUACAAAUCAGUUAUGGAAACAUUAAAAGUCAAAUAAAUCUUUUACAAACCAAUUACAGCAGGCUAACGAAAGAGAGAGACCAGUUACAAACCAAUUACAACAACAUGACAAGUCAGAAAGACCAAUUACAAAUCAUCUACAACAAUCUAGCAGAGGAGAAAAAACAGUUACAAAGCAGUUACAAGAGUGUAAGAACUGAGAAAGAAAAGUUACAAAGAGAGAAAAAUCAGUUACAAACCAGUUACAACAACCUGAGAUAUCAGCCAGAUCAGUUACAGAGGGAGAAAAAUCAGUUACAAACCAAAUACAACAACCUGUUAAAUCAGCGAGAUCAGUUACAGAGGGAGAAAAACAAACUGAAUGAAUAUGUUCAGGAGGGAUGGAAGUCUUUUAGCUCCAGUGUUUACUACAUCUCUAGUGAGAGAAAGAACUACAGUGAGAGCAGACAGGACUGCAGAGAUAGAGGAGCAGACCUGGUCAUCAUAAACAGUAAAGAAGAAGAGGAUUUCAUUAGUAGUUUGAACAAGGUGUGUAACUGCUAUGCUUGGAUUGGUCUGACUGAAGUAAGAGAGGGGGGGGUGUGGAAAUGGGUGGAUGGCACAGCACUGACCACUGGGUACUGGGAGAGAGGAGAGCCAAACAAUAAUGGCCCUGCCAGAAAUGAGGAUUGUGAUCCUGGCAGCAGCAUUCUGGACAAGCUGAAAACUUUUGAUACUGGAGGUCAGUAG